Cucurbita maxima (winter squash) is the source of this 1641-nucleotide messenger RNA. Its product is annotated as aluminum-activated malate transporter 8-like. The record is from RefSeq and is a predicted model, not a curated record. Gene Ontology annotation, cellular component: plant-type vacuole membrane. Gene Ontology annotation, biological process: malate transport. Bases 45 to 1460 code for a protein of 471 amino acids. Lineage: Eukaryota; Viridiplantae; Streptophyta; Magnoliopsida; Cucurbitales; Cucurbitaceae. The transcript is spliced from 5 exons.
UUCAUUUCUCUCUCUCUUUCUCUAUAAGUUGUAAGGUUUUGGCUAUGGAGAUUCUGAAGAACAAAGCCAUGGAGGUAGCCAUGAAAGUAAAAAAGCUUGGACAAGAUGAUCCAAGAAGAAUCAUUCACUCCAUUAAAGUUGGAGUGGCUUUGACUUUGGUGUCCUUGUUCUACUAUUGGAGGCCUCUCUACGAUGGAUUUGGAGCCUCUGGGAUUUGGGCUGUCAUCACUGUUGUAGUGAUCUUUGAAUUCACUGUGGGUGCAACUCUUAGUAAAGGUUUUAAUAGAGGUUUAGGAACAUUGUUAGCUGGUGGUUUAGGAGUGGGAGUUGACUAUUUGGCUAAUCUCUCUGGUCAAAAAGGAGAGCCCUUUGUUUUGGGCGUCUUUGUUUUUCUUAUAGCUGCUUCAGCUACAUUUUCAAGAUUCUUCCCAGGAAUCAAAGCAAGAUAUGAUUAUGGAGUGUUGAUAUUCAUAUUAACUUUUAGUAUGGUUUCGGUUUCGGCGUAUCGAUUUGACGAGUUCUUGAUGAUGGCGUAUCAGAGAUUAUCUACCAUUGUUGCUGGUGGAGCAAUUUGUAUCAUAAUUUGCAUUGUUGUAUGUCCUGUUUGGGCUGGUGAAACGCUUCACAACUUGGUCACUUCAAAUUUGGACAAGUUAGGGGAUUACCUUGAAGGAUUUGGUGGGGAAUAUUUUUACUGUUGUGAUGAUGAAGAACAAGUUACUUCCAUUGAAAAAGACAAAUCAUUCCUUCGAGGAUACAAAGCUGUACUUAAUUCUAAAAGCAUGGAAGAUUCCAUGGCAAACUUUGCAAGAUGGGAACCAAAACAUGGCAACUUUAGCUUUCGUCACCCAUGGAAACAUUACUUGAAAAUUGGAUCCUAUGCUCGACAGUGUGCCUACCACAUCCAAGUUCUCAAUACCCACCUCAAUUUCCAACCACCAAACCUAUCUCAAUUUCGAACAAUCAUCCAAGUCCAAUGCAACACCCUUAGCUCAGAAUCAGGAAAAGCCCUCAAAGCCUUAGCCACAGCAAUGAAGACAAUGAGUGAUCCAUCCCCCACAUCCCAAGUGCAUCUAAACGCCGCCAAAUCAGCCAUCAACGAUCUGAAAAACUGCCUUAAAUCCGCCACAACACAAACCCCAGAUGAGUGUUCAAACCUUCUUGCAAUAAUUCCGGACGCCACGGUGGCUUCCAUUUUGAUCGAGAUCGUUAAAUCAGUGGAGGAUUUGUGUGAAGCAGUGGGUGAGCUGUCCGUAAAGGCCCAUUUCAAGAGCGUUGAAGGCAGUGUGGCGGUGGAGAAGCCUCAAUUGCUUCACAGAGGAGCUAUAAAGCCGUUUGUGGAAGCUGAAGAUGAAGGUGAAAAUGGGCACGUUGUUAUUACCGUGAGAGAAAUUGACAACGAGGAUUCACCACAAAAGAAGGGUUCUUCAGACACCAAUGGAUUGGUAAAUAAAAAGUAGCUUUUUUUGGGUUAUUAAUUGAAUGUUGUUGGUAGAGGGGGAAAGUAGAAAGGAACCUUUUGGAGGUAAAGUGGGGUUAUGUAUUAGAUUGUGCCUUACACUGUCACCAAGGAUGGGGGUUUCUUAUAUUUAUGUAACAAUCUUAAUUAUGCAAUGUAAUCAACUAACCACCGUUUGCUUA